Pongo pygmaeus (Bornean orangutan) is the source of this 2708-nucleotide messenger RNA. RefSeq names its product peptidyl-prolyl cis-trans isomerase NIMA-interacting 4-like. Gene Ontology annotation, biological process: rRNA processing. Bases 2294 to 2689 code for a protein of 131 amino acids. The record is from RefSeq and is a predicted model, not a curated record. NCBI's taxonomy places the organism in Eukaryota, Metazoa, Chordata, Mammalia, Primates, Hominidae. Gene Ontology annotation, molecular function: DNA binding; peptidyl-prolyl cis-trans isomerase activity. The transcript has a single exon.
GGGUAAGAGAAAGAUCAGAGGAACAGCAAGAGCUCUAGAACAAGGGACAGAGGCUGUUAAUUUCAGGUUAUUUCAAAACACUUUCUCGGGCAAUUAAGACCUAAAUCUAAGGUAGAUGCUGGCUGUUGAUUUAAUCCGUCCUGGCUCAUGGUUCCAUUCCAUGGAAUCCGACUACAGUUAAGUCGUCACUUAGCAUUGACAGGGUCUUAGAAACUGCAACUUUAAGCAAAACGAUGUACAAUUAAACUUUUUUUUUUUCUCAUCAACAUUAUAACAAAAUGGGGCUUGGCGUGGUGGCUCACAUCUGUAAUCCCAGCACAAAAACCUGUCUCUACAAAAAAUACAAAAAUUAGCUAGGCGUGGUGGCACACGCCUGUAGUCCCAGCUACUCAGGAGGCUGAGGUGGGAAGAUCACCUGAGCCUGGGAGGUCGAGGCUGCAGUGAGCCGUGAUUGUACCACUGCACUCCAGUCUAGGCAAUGGAGUAAGACUGUCUCAAAAAACUAAAAAACUUUUUAAAAAUUAUAACAAAAUGAUGCUGAAGAAAACAUUGGAGGACCUGCUGUAACAUCAUUUGGCUUAAAGUCAUGGUUUCCAGGAACCUGUUGACAACGUGAGGACUUAAUAGAUAUGAUCAGCAGGAUCAUGAACUAGAAAGCGGCUUGGAUUCUAUGCUUGGUUUUGCCAUUAACUACCAACCACAUGACUUCAGAUAACCUCUUGCCCUCACUACCUUGUGGAGUUACUGAAAGAUAAAAUGAAAGUGCUUUAAAAAGUUGAAAGCAUUAUACAAAUUUAAGAUUUUAGCACAGGGACAAAAAAUACAGCUAAGACUAUGAGGAGCUUCUGAAAGCAGAGAUUGAGAGCUGUGGCAAAUGUAUGAGCCGUGAGGCAAUGGGGAGUGUAACUAGAUGGCAGGUGCCCUGCCUUUGCCCCCACCCUCUCUCCCCAUUGUCCUACUCAUUCAUAACCCAGAUUCCAGGGCUCAUUCCUCUGGAGAAUCCUUAACUGUGCCUGUGCCAAGAUAGGCUCCACCAGGCUGGUCAGGCAGGCUGCCUGGGUGCAAAUGGCCAAGCCAUGAAGGAGCCAAGGAAGAUGGGACACACUGCUUCUGAAAGGUUACUAACACCUUUUUAAGAGACACCUUUGGACUGCUUCAUGUCCUGGGAGAAGGGGAAAAAAGAGACCCUUUGGGCUUCUGGAGCUAGCCCUGAACCAAAAAACUCCCUAAUCAACCUGACUUAGGUAAAACCUUUACUGAGCUGGGAAUCUGGUUCAGUCUGGGAUUGUCAGGGGCUAUUUCAGGGCAACAGAAGGGGACUGGCUUUUCUUGUCAUAGGUCACAAAGGCAGAGAGAACCACACCAGCAUCACCAAGAUGGCCAGGAGUGGAAAAUGCAGACAUUGAGCCUAAAACAAGAAGCCAUUUCCUUGGGAGCACUGUGAUGUGGGCCAUGCUCACUCACUAUAUGCCCAAAGCCUCUGGCCUGGCUGGCUGCUGUUCAGUUGAGGGUGUAACCAGCUCCUGUUUUCCCUGCCAGGGCUUGAGUCCUGUGAGAACCUUGGAAAGAGAGAAGAGAUAAUGGGUAGUUUUAGGGGAUAGAAUACCCCUUUCUCCUACCAAAUGUAAGAGACAUCCACCCCCCUACCCCCCACCGACCCAACAAGAUCUUCUCAAACUGUUUUGUGCUCUGAAGUAUCUAAAGAUAGGGGAGCUUUUCAGCCUAUUCUAGACCCAGCUCCUUCUCAGGGGAAAAGAGAGGGAGCUGGCCAGGGACGACUCCCAUGCCCCCUCAAGAAAAGCAGAGAGAGUUUCUACCCCAUCAUUCCACAAGGUCAGAACAGCUAGAACGGAGGCUGAAGAGACUGAGAGCAGCUGCAGAAAUCCAAAAAUAUUGACCUUAUAGGCUCAAGAUGCUGUAUGCUGGGUUUUUACAAGGAUACUCGGUAUUUGAUGAAACCCAGUUAGGCAAGACAUGCUCUCCUUCUCCCCAUUCCUACCUCUCUUUUAUUAAAAAUUUUAUAGUUACAGUGUCUCACUAUGUUGCCCAGCCUGGUCUUGAACCCUUUGGCUCAAGUGAUCCACCCGCCUUGGCCUCCCAAAGUGCUGGGAUUACAGACGGGAACCAUCACGUCUGGCCUAUUCCUGCCUCUCAAAGCCCUCCACCCAACAGGCAGACUUGAGACUCAAACCAUGGUCCCAGCUCUGCAUCAGGGGUAAUUUGGAAUUCAGAUUCUUUCAAACUGGGGUAAAAACCAGGCCCAGAGUUCAGAGUUCAACAACAAGCUUCCAAGAUGCCGCCCAAAGGAAAAAGUGGUUCUGGAAAAGCGGGGAAAGAGGGAACAGCCUCUGGGAGUGACAGUGCUGACAAGAAGGCUCAAGGUCCCAAAGGUGGUGGCAAUGCAGUAAAGGUCAGACACAUUCUAUGUGAAAAACAUGGCAAAAUCAUGGAAGCCAUGGAAAAGUUAAAGUCUGGGAUGAGAUUCAAUGAAGUGGCCACACAGUAUAGUGAAUAUAAAGCCAGGCAAGGGGGCGACUUGGGUUGGAUGACCAGAGGGUCCAUGGUGGGACCAUUUCAAGAAGCAGCAUUUACCUUGCCUAUAAGUGGGAUGGAUAAGCCUGUGUUUACAGACCCACCAGUUAAGACAAAAUUUGGAUAUCAUAUUAUUAUGGUUGAAGGAAGAAAAUAAAAUCAUAUAAAGACUGAAA